AUGGCAAAUUACAAUUUCUCUAGCCUUUUAGAAGUCUUGAAUCACCAAUCAUCCCAGCAACAGCCAAACAAUGGAAUGGGAAAUUCCUAUGAGGAUCCUUAUGUCACUGAGAUGUUUGGGGAGCUCUAUUUUAAAGAGGUCAUGAGUCCUCCAUUUCCCCUACACUCCCUUUUCCCUCCAUCUCCAUUUCCAUUUCCAUCCUCAUCAUCAUUAGCAUCUUCUCUGCCUGAUCCUACUCUUGAAUAUCUAACCAACAUCCAAAAUCUCAAUUGUGAUGCCAACCAUCACAAGAAGAGGAAGAAGAGCUCAUCGACAAGCAAAGAAAGAUUGUUUCCACCUCCUGUUUCUUUCUUGAAACUAUUCAAGACUGGCAAGCCUUUUUCUUACUUCAAAUUUAAUGAGGAAAUUGGUCGGCUUGUUCGCGAGGAGAUAAAGAUUCCUCCCCAAGGAUUUCUGCGUGGUUCGAGGGAAAAUGGAUGCUUGAAGUUGAACUCUGCUCACAAAGAAGAGGAAGAAGAGGAGGAGGAGGAUCAAAGUGAGGAAGCAUAA
Molecule: messenger RNA, 549 nt
Organism: Cornus florida
Lineage: Eukaryota; Viridiplantae; Streptophyta; Magnoliopsida; Cornales; Cornaceae
Exons: 1
Coding region: 1-549 (182 amino acids)
Source: RefSeq, a predicted model, not a curated record